UUAAUUUUAAUAAACCAAUUUCUCCAUUUGCCGUAAAUUUUAAACAAUUCCUAUGAUUUAAUUCAAUGAUAAAUCAUAGUUAGAUUUAAAAUGAUUGGUGCUCUCUUUGAAGCAGUCUCAGGUGUACGGGGCUGGUUCAGAUCAAAACACAAGCUAACUAUAGAUACUCCACAGGCUAGAUUACAGUCUGAAGUGACCGUCCUAUUAUUAACCUCUCUGUCUGCGCUGACUGCUUGUAAACAAUACCUGGGAGAUCCAAUACACUGUAUUUUUGAUGGAAGGAGCGGUGUAAAAAUAGAAGCAAUUGAUGCUUUCUGCUGGAUACAUUCUACAUCUCCACUAGAACCUAAUCUUAUCUCCAGACUUUCAAACCUUUCUCCCUCCCCUUCCCAUCUUACUAGACUGUGCUCAUCGCAUCAGAAUCCUCCUCUUGAUACUUCUUUCUACCAAUGGGUUCAUGUUUUUCUUAUUCUCCAGGCAAUUAUAUUUCUGGUUCCAAGUCGACUGUGGUCUGGACUUGAAGGGGGUAGGGUCAGAAGUCUUUGUUUGAUCGAGGUUCGAGAUAACUAUCAUGAAAUUGAAAGAUGGAGAGUUUCUAUCGAGGCCUUUGUGUACACCUUGCAUCAGAAUAAUUGGUAUCUUCUCAAAUAUCUGAUAGUUGAAUUAUCCCAUAUCAUCGCUCUGCUCUCAGUUAUACAUCUCACAGAUCUCUUUCUCUCAGGCAUGUUUUAUAAACUGGGGAUUGAUACUAUCGGAUAUUUCAUUAUGCCAGCAGAGCAGAGGCUUCAACUACCCUCACCUAUAUGCCAGGUGUUUCCAACUGUUACCUCUUGUCAGUUCCCAACUGGAUCUCUGACUGGAACAGUAAAUGUUGAUCAUGCGCUGUGUGUACUCAGUUUGAAUAUUGUAAAUGAUAAAAUAUUCCUGAUUGAAUGGUUUUGGUUCUUUACUCUUCUCUUCCUGGCAGUUUUUACAUUGAUCAGUAGAGUUCUUACACUCCUAGUCGCACAGAUCCGAAUUGCAUUCCUCAAGUCUACAGAUAUAAGCUAUGUUAUGGAAGAUGAGAAGGUUCUGAAGAGAGUGAUAAAAAAGUGUUGGCUAGGGGACUGGUUCCUAAUUACUCAGGUGAAACGAAAUCUUGAUGACCGGCAGUUCACCGCUUGGAUUCGUGAGGUAGAUAUCCGCCUUGGCGGAGAGGAAGGGAAUAAGGAGAGAGGGAGGCGGAGGGAUGGCGGAGAAUCAAGAAUGGCGCAUCAUCAUUGGCGGGACGGAAACGGAACUACAUUUCGAGAACGGAAAUGUUUCGCAGUAGAGGAUGCGGAAAGCAAUGAAAGAUAAAUUUUUAAUUAAAAUAAAUUGUUAAUGUUUGCAUUAUACAUUAUACAUUAGGAUUUUAGGGAAAAAACACAAAAUUAUGGCGCGAUGUUCGAAUUAUGCUUACAAUUUAUUUCACAUAUUAUGAUAUUUAUAAAUUAGUUAAUCAAAAAUAAAAAGAAAGUUUCAAACAAUAACCAAAAAGUUUAAUUUUAUUACGGUCGUUUUCAAGCCAAUUAAGAUAAAGAUAAAGAAAGAGGGUUAAUCUUGUUAAGCCAAUUGUGUUAAUAUAUACACAUUUCUAUACUCAGUACAUUUUAAUUUCUAAUUUUUACAAAAACUUUAGCCAGUUUAAAAUAUACAUCAAAAAUGUGACUUUGUAUAAUGAAUAAAUUUAUUAUGGUUGGAUGAUUAAAUAGAAGAUCUUUUUCUGCUCCAAGGUUGGUUACUUUCGAUGCUCUCGACGUCAUAUGGGGUAUUUAUCUAUCUAUCUUAGGAGACGACAUUUUCCGUACGUUGUAGCUCAUCGAGAGUAAACAACCCUAUUAUACAACCUUGAUGUGCUCCCCCCCCCCCAUUAAGUUAUUCAUGUAUCAAAAUAAAAAUGAAAUGAAUGUGUAAUAUCUCCACCUCCAGCCUGAAAUUAAAAUGUUUUGAAAUUGUUAUAAAAUAAAGAUUAAUUUAUUGAAAUAAUAUACCAUUAUUGAACCCUGUAAACCCUGUUGAUGUAAAUAAAGAUGCAUUUAAUAAACCGUUGAAAAAUA
This is a messenger RNA of Eurytemora carolleeae, 2078 nucleotides long. RefSeq names its product innexin inx2. Gene Ontology annotation, cellular component: plasma membrane; gap junction. The record is from RefSeq and is a predicted model, not a curated record. The transcript has 13 exons. NCBI's taxonomy places the organism in Eukaryota, Metazoa, Arthropoda, Copepoda, Calanoida, Temoridae. The coding region runs from base 91 to 1338 and encodes 415 amino acids. Gene Ontology annotation, molecular function: gap junction channel activity.